CAGUGUUUGCUUCAUAAGUGCAAAGUGCAGAGACAGAAGCAUCGUUACUAAACAAUGGCAUUUCAUUCUUAUGGUCAUAGUUUUUCUUUCUCCAUUUUGUUUUGCAUGUUUGCCAUGGUUACUUCUCAGCUAACUUCAAGUUGCUAUGAAUCAACGUGUCCCCAAGCCCUCUCCAUCAUCAGAUCCUCAGUUAUCACUGCAGUUGCCAAAGAGCAUCGCAUGGGAGCCUCAUUGCUCCGUCUUCAUUUCCAUGACUGUUUCGUCAAUGGAUGUGACGCUUCUGUUCUGUUAGAUGACACUUCAAGCUUUACUGGAGAAAAAUCAGCUGGUGCAAAUGUGAAUUCUUUGAGAGGUUUUGAAGUAAUUGAUGACAUCAAAACUAAAGUGGAGGCUGUUUGUCCCGGAGUUGUUUCUUGUGCAGAUAUUGUAGCUGUUGCUGCUCGUGAUUCUGUUGUUGCAUUGGGAGGUCCAUCAUGGAAUGUUGGGUUAGGCAGAAGAGAUUCAACCACGGCAAGUAAAGAUGCUGCCACUAAGGAUAUUCCAUCCCCACUUAUGGAUCUUAGUGCCCUUAUAUCUGCUUUUGCAAACAAGGGAUUUAACACCAAGGAAAUGGUAGCACUGUCAGGAGCUCAUACAACAGGGCUAGCCAGGUGUCAGCUAUUUAGAGGCAGGGUUUAUAAUGAAACAAGCAUUGAGUCAAACUUUGCAACAUCACUCAAGUCAAACUGUCCAAGCACUGGUGGAGACACCAACCUUUCCCCACUAGAUGUCACCACAAGUGUUCUAUUUGACAAUGCUUAUUUCAAGAAUCUCAUCAACCAAAAGGGGCUUCUGCAUUCUGAUCAACAGUUGUUUAGUGGUGGUUCUACAGAUUCUCAGGUCACUGCCUAUAGCAAUGACCCUUCAGCUUUCUAUGCAGACUUUGCUAGUGCCAUGGUCAAAAUGGGAAAUCUUAGCCCCUUAACAGGGAAAAGUGGCCAAAUUCGUACUAACUGCCACAAGGUUAAUUAAAAGUUACCAAUAAAAUAAGAUGAGCAAAAGAAAAAAACAAUGCUCAUGCAGUCACAAUAUAUGUGAUCUUUCAUGUAUUAUUGUAUUUCCUUGUGUAUGUUUGGAGAUAAUACUCUAAGAAUUUAAGUGUAAGGCGUUGUGAUUAGAAGCUUCAGUCCUCUCAAAAUAGAGGGGAAUAAAGGAAAGUGGUGUAUUGAAAUUC
This is a messenger RNA of Vigna angularis (adzuki bean), 1213 nucleotides long. Its product is annotated as cationic peroxidase 1. Gene Ontology annotation, biological process: response to oxidative stress; hydrogen peroxide catabolic process. Gene Ontology annotation, molecular function: peroxidase activity; heme binding. The record is from RefSeq and is a predicted model, not a curated record. The coding region runs from base 55 to 1011 and encodes 318 amino acids. Lineage: Eukaryota; Viridiplantae; Streptophyta; Magnoliopsida; Fabales; Fabaceae. The transcript has 4 exons.